AUGGAAGCAGAGCUAUCCUACAUGUCGUACGCGGAGAUUGCCCAAUCGGUCAAAUCCACCCAGCUCGAACUCGCGUAUGAGCGCUCGUUACGUGAAGCAGAACGAAUCUACGAAGAAGAGCGUGUACGUGCAUUAAAUGUGCAACUGCUUCUGUUCGAGGACGAAAAUGAUAGCCUUCAAGAACACGCGGCCCAGAACGAAGACCACCAAGCCUCUCUGGAGGAGACAAAUGAAGAGCUGCGGGUACAUGUUUCUGAGGUCGAGGCCGAAUUGCGGCAGACACAAAUGGACUUGAGAGCUCGUCAACGCGAUUUGGAUCACCUGAAGGCAGAAGUCCAUGCCUUGAAUGCCGCAAGCGCCGAUGCUACUAAAAUCCUGUCGGAAAAAUUGGCAUUGGCGCGGGAGCUGAAUACACUCAAGCCUGAACUGGAACACCUGAAAUCACAAACAUGCACCCACCAAAAACUGCUUUCUGAGAAGCUGGCGUUGCAGCGAGAAUUGAGUUCAAUUCAAGUCGAACUUGAGACCGAGAAAAGAACGGUCCAGCGUAUCAAGACACAAGAGAAGGCUUCGGCGCGUGAAGAGUCCGCUUUGACCACCGAGAUCGAGGAACUGAAGAAAGAGCUUGCUAAAUCACACCGCGAGGCGCAAAAGAGCGACCGUGAGAACCGAAAGAGGGCGGCGGAGUGGGAAGCCGAGAAAGAAGUUCUUGAAGGAAAGCUUGAUGCAUUCCGCAACAAAUUGCGUUCGACAAAGGAUCAGCUGACGGAAGCUCACGAGGAAAUCGAGAAACUGCAGGCCUCCCAGAUGGCUCAAUCAGCCGAGAUGACCAAGGCCAGACUCAGUGGCGCUACUGUAGCUAAUUCCAAGAAAAGGAAUGUGGCCAGGUUCGACCCGGAUAUGACUAUUGGUACCCCCGGACAGCGUGGACCUGUGGCGAAGAAACAGCGCGUCUCGGUCAAUGUGGGGGAUAAGUCAACCUUUUCCAUCACACCAUUCUUGAACCGCACCCUCAGCAUAUUGCCGGAAUCCCCCGGGGGGGAAGAGGUCGAGCCCCAGAAGAAAGUCGUGAAGAAGGGAAAACAGCAGCGCGAUGAGGCUGUGGGGGAUGCCGAUGCCGAUGCAGCAGCCGCGCCAAAAGUCAAAGCAAUUAAAUCCAAGUUGGAGAAGCCUUCCAUCGCAAAGAAAUCAACGGCCGUGGCGACCAAGACGAAGACCUCUCAGCCUCUCAAGGAAAGUACACCCUCAAAAGCAAACACAGUCGUCACGAAACCACCACUUUCUAAACUGGUGGAAGAAGGCUCCAAUAUGGAAAGUGACCGAGAUGAUGCAGGCGCCCAUGUGAACGAGAAUGAUGACAAGGAAACCACAGGACAGACGGAAAAUACUGAAACCGCGAAUCAGGACACAACCGAACCAGCAAAGCGGACAAGUAUCUUUGACGAUGCCCCCGCGUCGAAGGUUAGGGGUCUGGGACGUGGCGCAGCCAGCGUGAUGGGACGUAUCAACUUGAAGGCAAAGCCCGUUGGCAAAGGGAAACCGUUGACGGAGUUUUCACCUCUUAAGAAGGACCGGAGGACUGCAAGUAUUCUUGAAUAA
Messenger RNA from Rhinocladiella mackenziei CBS 650.93, 1599 nucleotides. RefSeq lists its product as uncharacterized. NCBI's taxonomy places the organism in Eukaryota, Fungi, Ascomycota, Eurotiomycetes, Chaetothyriales, Herpotrichiellaceae. The transcript has a single exon. The coding region runs from base 1 to 1599 and encodes 532 amino acids. The record is from RefSeq and is a predicted model, not a curated record.